Molecule: messenger RNA, 1558 nt
Organism: Neoarius graeffei (lesser salmon catfish)
Lineage: Eukaryota; Metazoa; Chordata; Actinopteri; Siluriformes; Ariidae
Exons: 7
Coding region: 34-1164 (376 amino acids)
Biological process (GO): regulation of non-canonical NF-kappaB signal transduction; inflammatory response; cytokine-mediated signaling pathway
Molecular function (GO): cytokine activity
Source: RefSeq, a predicted model, not a curated record
UGAGCGUUGUUACUGAAGUCCAACCCACUACCCAUGCUUUAUAAAAUCACAAAAUCCUGCACUGAUGCCAGAGUCUUUAUUGUCUGCCAAGAUAGCAACAUGGAACAGGAGAAUUUUCUCUCUGGGGGCGUUGCCUUGUUUCACGCUGUGGUCGAUGGCAAGCACUGUUAUGAAGUGGAUAAAGUUUUGACCACUAAGCCAAGUGAUUUGGGCAGAAAAGGGGACAAGAUCAUGAUGAUAAAUGAUGUCGAAACUGAACAUUUGCCUCCGAAGACGUUUGUCAGGAUGCUAAGCUCAGGGUCUCCAGUUCUGACUAUCCACCGGGCAAGUAUUGAUGAGGAAGAGAAGAAAUGCCCAGAGUCUGAAAGCAUGAGACCCUACCACAAAGAAAGGACAGUUUUAGACUUCAGUCUGGCUAUGGUGAGAGAAACAUGUCUGGAUAAAGAUGAAGAAAAUCCACUGGUGCCAGAAGAGUCUGAAUGGGAGAGCGGUGAUCCAGAAAGUGAUUCGUUCACUGACGAGGAAUUUCUGCUUGUGUCUAUGACUAACACAAGUGUAUCAAUUAUUGAAGCUAGAGGAUGUGAUGACCAAAAAUCCUGCAACAUUUGUGGUGGUACAGGAUGCACCCUCAAUGACGUUGUUGUGGGCACUACCCAAAGUAACAUCACAUCAGUUUGCAGAAAAUAUGUGGAAAAACAUUUUGAAAGUGAUCAAGUUUUGGUCCAGAGUUUACUGAAAAAAAACAUCUGUCCUGAAAAUAUCCCCCAUCCAGGAUGUCAAACGCCUCACACAAGGAGUCCCACCACAGCGAACAUCACGAUCUACUACUAUAUGUCAAAUGCAGAAGAAGAUUUUGAUAAAGGUGUUCCUGUUGUUUUGAACUUCAGCCAUUCCACAAACUUUCUUAAAUGCAUAUGUAAGAAUGACAGACCAGUUCUGACUAUUGAGUGCUGUGAGAAAAGCAAGCUGCAGUCUAUCUGCAAGGGUGACCCGUGCACAUGGCCUUUUGUCUUCUACCUGAAAACUACAAAGGCAAACCACCGCCAUUUUGAGUCGGCCAUGUACAGUGGUUGGUUCAUCCACACAAAACCUUCUGGCUUGGUAUGUGUGGACCGAGGGGCAGAUUUCCCAGAAAGUAACUUCUACAUCCUCGUCCACUUAUGAAAUUAACAAAAAAAGUUUUUAAUAUUUUAACUCAAACUUGGGUUGAAAUGAAAAGAUAUUCAAAUUUGUCAGAAGUAUGAAUUCACCAUCAUCAGUUAUCAUCAUCAUCAUGAGUUCCCAUCUGACAUUUAUCCAUCCAGUUACAUUUAUCUCUCAUUAUAAUUAAAGUCAUAUUUGGCUUAAAGUGUUACACAUGCUAAGAAUAAUUAUCUCUGCUUUUGUAAUUAUUAGUCACACUUGCAUUCAAUUUUUGAGUAUCAUUAAAUGGCAACUUUUACUCAGAGCUGGUGCGUAACUUAACUGCUAUUGCAGUAUUAAGUAAAUAUGUAUCAUAUCACAAUUUUUUGCAUUUUACAUUCAUUUUCACAUUAUUUUUGUAGCAUGUGCUUUUCUU